Messenger RNA from Haliotis rubra (blacklip abalone), 4180 nucleotides. RefSeq lists its product as uncharacterized. NCBI's taxonomy places the organism in Eukaryota, Metazoa, Mollusca, Gastropoda, Lepetellida, Haliotidae. Gene Ontology annotation, molecular function: hexosaminidase activity. The transcript has 3 exons. The record is from RefSeq and is a predicted model, not a curated record. Gene Ontology annotation, biological process: carbohydrate metabolic process. The coding region runs from base 113 to 3112 and encodes 999 amino acids.
AUAUCCCAUAGCUCUUCAAGAAGCAGGAUACACAACAAGACAGUUGAUAAGUAUACACACCUCGUGAUCUAUACACAGCGCGGGGUGUCAUGGUAACCUCACUCGUAAAUACAUGGAAAGCGACCGGUCCAAGGAAAGGUACCGGUGUCGGCGAUGGCUGACAAGGAUACAGAUAUACAUGCGUAGACGACACCGAAGUGGAGGAAGAAUCAUGUUGCGGGGGAAGCCAGCGUUGGUGGUUCUGGCACUACUCCUGCUAGUCGGGACAUUGGUUGCAUAUUACUCCUGGAAUCGGGGCUCCUCGGUCACCUCCAACGCUAGGUUUGAGAAAUAUCGUCAAGUUAGUGGUUUCAAGCAAAGGAACAUGGGCAAGAAGUACAAGCCUCAAGAUGGCCCUCAAAUGCAGGACCCUCCCAACUUUGAGAAUCGGAUGUUCAAGGGCAAGAACAAGUUCGGGGGGGUCCAUCAGAUGCCGCUGGAACCGAAACAGUUUGGAUCUCAGGAGGAACUUGAAAGAGGAUUGAAUGAUGAUUACAAGUUCAGAGAAGAUGCUGACGACAGAGAUGGUAGAGAUUUUUAUAAGGACAAAGACGUAAAGGAAGAUCCAAGGAAAGACUUCAAAAUAAAGGAAGACGUGAAAGAGGAUCCCAGGAGCAAUUUCCAAGAUUUCAGUGAGAAGAAAACAGGAGGUAUUCUUUAUCCACAGUUGUAUGUCAAGCCUGAUGCGGUGUUGAUUGAACGCUUCAGAAAGAUGGAACACAUAGUCCAUAUCGAUUUGAAAGGGGCUCCUCCCAAGAUUGAUUAUCUCAUUCGUCUUUUCCCCCUAAUGUCUAAGCUUGGAGCUACCGGUUUGUUGUUGGAAUAUGAAGACAUGUUUCCCUAUAAUAAUGAACUCCAGAUCCUUGCUGCAAAUAAUGCCUACAAUAGAGAUGACAUUAGACGUCUGCUCGAAGCUGCCAAGGUGAAUAAACUGAAAGUCAUCCCACUUGUUCAGACAUUUGGUCAUAUGGAGUUUGUUCUGAAGUAUCCCAAGUAUCAACACUUACGAGAAUCAACAGACACACCACAAGUGAUCACUCCUGUUAUGCUUGGGUCGUAUGAGCUCAUCAAUAAGAUAAUUGAUCAGGUAAUGUCUCUCCAUCCAGAUUCCCCCUACGUCCACAUAGGCUGCGAUGAAGUUUAUGAGUUGGGGAAAGGCUUGUCAGGAGAGUACAUGAAGCAACACAACUUCACCAAGUACCAGUUGUUCCUGCAACAUGUCAAGAAGGUGGCAGAGUUUGUGCCAACCAAGUUCCCCAAGACCAAAGUUAUCAUGUGGGAUGAUGAAUUACGUCAUAUGCCAGACCGCUUGAUUGAGCAAUCUGGCUUGGGAAGCAAGGUAGAGUUGAUGGUUUGGAGCUACACUCCCCAUCCCAGUCAGAGAUUCCCAAAGGACAUGUGGGCCAAGUACAGCAAGCACUUUCCUGGAGUGUGGGCAGCCUCGUCCUUCAAGGGCGCAACUGGGAGUGCCCAGUUCUUCACCAAUGUCUCCUAUCACCUUGAGAACCACAUCAACUGGAUUCAGCUUGUGAAGCAAAUCAAGGACAUUCUGCCAUUGGAGAAGUUCCGAGGAUUUGCAAUGACUGGAUGGCAGAGGUAUGAUCACUUUGCCACCUUGUGUGAACUGUUACCAUCAUCAAUUCCUUCAAUGGCUGUCAACCUAAUGGCCAUUCAAAAUGGUGGGUUCACAGCAGACAUACACAAUGUCACCAGCAAGAUGCUAAAUUGUAGUCAACUGAUUGAGCUUGAUUUUCCAAAGAAAGUGAAUAAUUCAUACAUCAUAUCUCAAGACUGCAAGUUCCCUGGAAGUAUGUUCUACUAUGCUGUGCAGCAGUUGUGGGGAGACAUGGACAAAUAUCACAGCGAUGCUGGCCUUCAAUCGAGAAUUGAGGGCUGGAUGACUAACUACCAUGUAAAGAACCAGUUCUCAAACCCGGGACAGAUGAAAGUUUUGAAGAAGAAGCUUGGCAAGAUUCUCGAGAAGCUUAAGAAGCUUGAGGUACCUGUACGUGACUCUUUGAAGAGUGUUUUUGAUGCGGAAACAAUUGAGGAAUGGGUUCAAGUGCAUCUGAAUCAGAGGAUUAAUGAUUUACAGGACAAAUACAAUAAGGCUGACAUGCUGCUACAAAAGAAAGUGUGGAAUAAACGACCUCCGGCAGCUGGAACUUCACUAAAGCCAAUGAUGAGAGAUUUCUCACACGCUUAUAGGGAGCAGCAGCGACAACAGCAACAGCAGCAGCAGCAACAACAGCAGGGACAACGUUUUGCCAAUGAUGUGGCAUAUAGGCAGGGUCAGUCAAAGGUUAACAGUCAGCUUGGCAACCAAAAUGGAUACCAGCGACAGUCGCAAGACAAAAGAAUACUAAAUAUGCAAUAUAAUGUUGGAAACCAGCUGAGUUUCAAUGCACGGAAUGGACUACUAAACAACCCAAGUGGGGCACAACAAACAUUCGGCCAACGCUCUCAAGGCAGUAAUUUAAAUAAUCCUUUGGGCAAUACAAACCAAAAUCAGAAACCUUUUGGACAGAAUGCUUUUCGCCAAAAUAAUCUCCCACAGAAUGUUGGAAUAGAUGGAAAGAGGCAGUUCAAUAAUGGAGACAAGUUCGACAAAACGAGAAUUCUGAUAGGAAACAAUACGUUCCAGCAAUACAAGGCUCAGAAUGGCGGCGAUCCAAAAGGACCACCUGAUGGUUUUCCUGGAAAAGACAAACCCCUGGGUAACAUCUACCUUCAAAGAGCUAAGGGCUUCCAAAAUGGAGGAAGUGACCCUUUGAAGAGAGGUGAUGAAGUUAGAGGGCAGCAACAGUUUGAGAAGAAGGACAAUCAGAUGAAUGGACUAAGGAAAGAAGGACUGGAUGAUGCUAAGAGAAAGGAUGCUCUUGGCGGGAGUAAGUCUGUCCAAGGAGAAAACAAGUUGUUUGACAACAAAAAAACACUGUUUAGGGAGGUCAAGGUGGAAAAGCAGUUUGGGGAUGUAAACAAAAGAAGUGUUAAUGGGAAGGGGGUUGAUUAUAAUGAUGGAGAGGAGGAGGAGGUCCAGAAGGAAUUACGGCGAGGAUGGAAGUCGAAGUGACCUGAUUAUAUCCUGUGAAUAUGUACAGUCUCAUGUUUAACAACAAUCCUUUUUGGAAGGAGAGACGUUGGUUGUCUUUAAGGAAUGAUGAAUGGAUUGUAUGCAGAAGAAAGAUUGAUAAAGAUGGAAUUUGAUUCAGAUAAAUGACUGGUCAUAAUGUUAUAAUUCAACAGAAAUUCUAUGGAAAAUUGGGUAGAUUUUCAAACACUGGCGUAACUGAUAACACUUAAUAGCUGUCAACAACAAAUUGUUGGAAUAAUUGAUACUAAUGUAUUACCAUUUGGGUGAUUUAGUAAUGUAUGACAAUGUGUAGGAUUAAGGUAAAUGUGUUUCUUGUGAUUGUUUCAACUUGGCUUCUGUCAAAAGAAAAUUAUUCUAUUAAAUCUGAAUAUGGAAAUGUAAGCAUGUUUAUUUUUCCUCAUAUGUUAUCAUGUAAAAAAUAGUUUUAUAUCUCUAACGCAAAACAAGGAAACUUUGAAUGGUAUUUAACAGGAUGAUGAUGAUGAUGAUGAUGAUGAUGAUGAUGAUGACUAUUCGUUAUUAAUAUGUCAACUUGUGAUAGACAGCUAUAAUAGAAGCAAUAUACAGAGAUGCCAACACUUGGAUUUUCAAAUACAACAUUUGCUCUCUGAUUUGUCUUUAAAAACUAUGAUUUUUUAGAAACUACAAGUAUAUGUUUAUGAAUUUAGAAUGUUUGAAAUAAUUUUAGUAAAUAUCCAUUUAAAUAUGUUAAUUUGAGUUAUGUCUUGAGUAAUGCAGGAAAUUGCUUAUUUCCACGCUAAAUCUAAAGAUUUUCAUGGGGGCGGCCCCCAGACUCCCACCAUCCAAAGGGGCCAAGACCCUCUCACACUCACCCCCAGGUCGCACCUUCAGGGCUCAGGGCUAGGUUUCAGGCAGGAAGGACUCCGCUUUCAUUAGAUUCAGGGUUGACGUCUCUGAAUAUAUCCCUGUAGGGAUGGCUAUCACAAUAGAUAAUAGAGAUUGAUAAUUGUUAACUAAAUAUCGAUUGAUUAAAAACUAAGUUUGAGCGAAAGUGGCUGAAGGAAAUUUUAUGAAAAGUAUUGAAAA